Messenger RNA from Lolium perenne, 1827 nucleotides. RefSeq lists its product as uncharacterized. The record is from RefSeq and is a predicted model, not a curated record. Lineage: Eukaryota; Viridiplantae; Streptophyta; Magnoliopsida; Poales; Poaceae.
UUGCUUUGGAGUUGUGCGCAUCACUCUUUCUCUCUCUACCGCGGACUUUUACUUUCUCCCUCAUCCCCCACCGAGUCAUUUCUCACACCAAACCAAAUACAGUACUGUUGAGAAAACGCCCAAUAAAGAAAUUCGAUUUUUGUUGGCUUUCCUCACGGAAGCAGAGAAAAGUUGGAGUUUUUAUGCUUGUACGAGUCGACUAGUGGUAGUGGUGCCGUGGUGGUGCGAAUCGCAGAGAAUAUUAAGGGCGCCCGAGAGAGAGAGAGAGAGUCAGAGGACAAAAGUGUAGAGAGAGAGAGAGAGAGAGAGCGCGCGAUUCGGAAGAAGGGAGGCGGCGGCGAUUCAGUGUCCGUCCAUAGUUCGCUGCUCUCUCCAGCGGGACGGCCGGCGCGACCUCGGCGGCGAUUUUGUCGUUGAUCCGCGUCCUAAGUUAUUCCAAGAAGUUCUUAUUUGGGGGUAGCAGCACCAAGCUUGUCUGUGCUGUCAUGAAAAGAUAAACUUGGUAGGCGUCCGACGUUCAAGUUUCAGCAUGGGUUCAGGAAAUCUGGUGAUGAAGAAGGCGGUGAAGCCGAGCUCUUUCGACCUGGACAUACAACUUGACAGAAGCUGGAUAGAGGAUGUUACUUGCCCGAUAUGUCUUGAUUUUCCACACAACGCGGUCUUGCUGAGGUGCACAUCUUAUGAGAAGGGCUGUAGGCCGUUCGUAUGUGACACCGACAAGUCCCGUUCAAACUGCCUUGAGCGGUUUAAAGGUGCUCAUGGGCAGCCAGUCAACGUGAAAGUCUCAGCUGUUAAUAUCGCUCCUCGCGAUAGCAUCCAUAUCAUCUCAUCAAAUGCAAACAACCACCCAGCUUGCCCAUUGUGUAGAGGCGAUGUUAUUGGGUGGGUUGUUAUCGGUGAGGCCCGCCAGCAUCUUAACCAAAAGAAAAGAUGUUGUGAAGAGAGUUGCUGUUCAUAUGUUGGCAACUUCCAUGACCUCCAGAAGCACACCCAGCAGAAGCAUCCGAAUUCCCGCCCUUCGGAAAUUGAUCCCGCUCGCCGAGUUGACUGGGAGAAUUUCCAGCAAUCGUCCGACAUCAUAGAUGUCUUGAGCACGAUACAUGCACAUGUGCCCAACAGUAUAGUUCUGGGAGAUUAUGUGAUCGAGUAUGGGGAUGAUGAAGCUGGUGAUGACUAUGAAGUUCUCCACAGGGUCAGGGGAAACUGGUGGACGUCCUGUAUUUUCUGCAAGUCAUUUGGAUCUUCGAGAGGCCGGAGAAGAGCAAGGACAAGAGAAAGGAGAGGUAGUGAAAGCAGGGGCGUCAGCAGGUCUACUCAGGAAAGGUUUGCUGUCGAGGUUCCAGCCAGAUCCGUUGGCAUAAGAGAAAUCAGAUUCGGUGGAGUAGAUGAUGAAUAUCUAGUUACAGGGGCAUCCAGGAGAAUGACCAGUCAUUACAGGGAUGCCAGGUAUGUCCGCCGACGCCCGCAAAUGUAGGAUCAAGAGGCGAGAAAGAAAGAUCAGCCCUGACAUACAAUCCUGCAACAAUCAGAACCGUUCCAGCUCUGCUCACUUCAUUCUUUCUACCUUCUCUUUGCUAUCUCAGCCCUAAUUCGUUGUGCAUAUUACAAGAUAGUAGACCUUCCCCUCAUUGUUCAAGCUUUUCAGGUCUCCCCAUCUUAGAUUCUUCUUGUAAAUAUCUUAGCUUUUACGAAGUACCUUAUAGUCUGUCUCGGUUUCUGUCUGAGAAACCACUAUGUAAAAACACCGCCGCGGAAUCUUCCGUGUGCGAUGAUUGUCAGGAAACCUUUCCAGUUGUUUUUUGUAUCUCCAAAAGAAGGUUGUGUUAA